AAUCUCUGCUCGGUUUGGCGGGGCGCAGGCGGUUGCCACGGCAACGGGUGUGCUUAAACGACAAAGACAGAGAGUAAAACGGUGUGCACGACAACGAGACAGUAAAAAGUAUGUCCAAUCACAGAGGAAAGAUUGCUGGACUCUUUAUCUGCAUUGUAUUACUUGCAUCAGGCUUCCUUUCUUGGUAUAUCAGGCAUUUAAGAGCAGUUGCCUUUAUCAAAGAACUAUAUGUGCCAAGGGAAUCAACACCAGCAACCAUAAAUGAUUUGGAUGGCAAACUUAACUUCGGGGCCAGACCAAAUGUUCAGACCCAGACUUCCUGGAACGCACCUAUUAUGUGGGAACUGAUGUUUGAUAAUAAUCUAUAUGACCAAAAGUACAAAGAAGCCAAUACAGCUGUGGCCAUCACAGUUUUUGCUGUUGGAAGGUACCUGGAAGCCUAUCUCAAGACAUUCCUGACUUCAGCAGAAGAACAUUUCAUGCUGGGAUUACCUGUGACGUAUUUCGUGUUUACGGAUUUACCAGAGCAGGUGCCAGAAAUUACCCUGGCUCCUCAACGAAACAUCAGCAUUGUCAAGGUAGAGAAGCACAGCAGGUGGCAAGACAUCUCUAUGAUGCGAAUGAAGACAAUAUCAGAGUUAAUUGAUGCAGUUCUCCAGCACAAAUUCACUCAUGUCUUCUGCUUUGAUGUGGAUCAGAUAUUUAAAGGCAGAUUUGGCUCUGAGGCUCUUGGGGAGUCAGUAGCUUUACUCCAUGCUCACUAUUACAAACUCCCAAAGUACAGGUUCACAUAUGACAGAAAUCCAGAAUCCAAAGCUUACAUGACUGAAGGCGAUUACUACUACCAUGCUGCAAUUUUUGGAGGAACAUGUGAAAAAGUAAAGGCCUUGGCAGAUUACUGUUAUGUCAACAUCAUGGAAGACAAACUGAAAAAUGUAGAGGCUUUAUGGCAUGAUGAAAGUCACUUGAACAAGUACUUUUGGCUCAACAAACCCACCAAGUUGCUCUCUCCUGAGUACUGCUGGGAUGAAUAUAUUGUCAAUGCAGAAGACAUACUCGUCAAGCGCCUAGUAUGGGCCCCAAAGGACUAUGAGAAGCUUCGUACUGGGUAACAUGCAUAAAAUAAAAAAAAAAAAGUGUGAUGCAAUAUUGGAAAGAAAAACUAUUUUUUUAAAUGUGAUUUUUGUUUAUCUAAAGAAUUUGCAACUUCAGAGCUUCAACUCUCAUGGCAAGCUGGUAAAGUUUGUUUGGAAACUUAGAGUUUUAAGUGUAAAUCACUGUUAUUCUAAUAAAAACCUUUUUUCCUA
This is a messenger RNA of Poecilia reticulata (guppy), 1307 nucleotides long. Its product is annotated as N-acetyllactosaminide alpha-1,3-galactosyltransferase-like. Gene Ontology annotation, biological process: carbohydrate metabolic process. Gene Ontology annotation, cellular component: vesicle; Golgi apparatus; membrane. Gene Ontology annotation, molecular function: hexosyltransferase activity. Lineage: Eukaryota; Metazoa; Chordata; Actinopteri; Cyprinodontiformes; Poeciliidae. The record is from RefSeq and is a predicted model, not a curated record.